GGUCGCUGAGAUCCACUCGUCGGAAAGGUGCCUUGUACACCCAGCGAGAUCUCGGCGUCUCAGGCUGAUAUAGUCUCCAUGCCUAUGGCAUAAACCAUGACGGGCCGCCACGCUCCGGAUCAGAAACCUUGAACAUGCUAUCUGUAAGAACGCCUCGGACGCUCACACGUGUUGGACUUAGUACGCAAUUGCGCCUACAGUAACCAUGACCGGACUACCUCACUGCAAUGAUUAUGGAAAACGUCCCGUGCAUCUAAUCAAUGGCCCUUGUGGCCUCUGAUAACCCCAACAAAGACGAAAAGUGCAUAAUCCAUAUUCACCAACGUCAUGAAGCCUUUUUACCUCCCAGUAUUGUCCAGCCAGUCGCGUCAAUUGCCAACCUAUACGCUUAUCGUAUAGCUGUAUUGGCGAGCGCCGAUUUAUUCCGUUCGAGUGGCUUUGCUUUCCACUACGAACAAGUACAUGCGGGUUUUGAGGAUGUUAUUUUGUCCGCAGCAGACUUGCCCUCCAGUGCCUGGAAAGAAACUGGAGAGGAAUCAAAGACUAGUCUCAGAAAGUCAUGCCACUACAUCAGAGAGAAGGUUCUUCGGGAAAACAACCCAAAGAUCAUGGGUUUUGUCAACACACCGUUCUGGUCUACGAGGGGGAAUGUCUUUGGUAACGGCGACAAGCAUGGCAGUGCGGUAGCUUCAUUUCUAGACUGGGAUCGCCACUUUCCGCAAGAAGAAUGCAGUCGGGUCAAACACAACAGUCUCGGUGGAGGAUUGCAGGCUCAAGUGCGAGAAGCAAUUGUGUGCAUCCAGGACUUGGUGGUGGGACCUCUCGAGAGUGAGCGUCAAGGUUUAGGCCUGUCCAUCAACAUUGUUUGCGAUGUCUCGCAGCUGACCAAACUGCCUUAUUAUUCCUUCCGCGCGAUUCUGUUUGCUGAUUGCGAGACUGCCUUCUUUUUUGUGGAAAUGCGGUCAUGGCUAGAGGAGGGGUCUUGUGGCGUGUGUUGGCGUCGGAUACUACCGUUAACGCUGACAGGGAUGGAUCUACCGUUCACCACUUUUUCACCCUUCCUGUGCCAACUUCGAACACGGAUAGUAUUUCCACUGCAAAUCAAGUUGAGAUACAUACGCUACUGCCUCUGGUUCAUAUGUUUCACUAGGAUGGAAGUCAUAACGAAAAACUUCACCAUUUCUCUCCUUCCAAAGGCCCACGACGAUCUGGACAUUUGGGAUCAGAUAAUAUCUAACCAAAAAGGCCUGCGGCUUCAGUCCCCGCAGAUCUCUCCGGAGUCCUUUUCCUCGAGCUACGAAAAGGAGAGUCAAUUUACUCGGAACGAUUGGGAAGCAAGGCUUCAAACCCCUCUUGCAUCCACCUUUAUCUCAUCCGAGCUAAAACGUGGUUCAACUCUGGAUGAAGUAAACAUCGCAGAUGUAGUUCAACAGCCGUGGUUGGGGUCAGCUGUGCUUGUUGGGCCUAUCUCUUCGUUUGCUGAUUCUUCAAUCUCUGAGUGUCUAACCGAAGAUCCUGAAACCGAAGAAAGGGGGCCAGUCCUCAGGUUCGAGAUAUGUGGGUUAUUUGUUCGUCCAGAUUCAAGACAGCUUGGUUUGGGAAAGGCACUUAUUGAAGCAGCUGUGCUUCACGGUGCAAGCUUGGCACGGGAGGCGGGAGCUUGCAAAGUGUGUGUCAGAGUAUCAACAGCCUUAGGGAAUUCGAACGCAUUGGAAUUGUACAAACGUGUGGGUUUCGCGAUGGUUAAUGAUGCAGGAAAAUCCCCGGCAGCUGGACAGGCUGUCAUCAUGGAGCUAUGGAAUGACAAACGUGGUCGUGAUCUGGAUGUAGAAAUUUUUCGCCCUGGGGUAAAAAAGACACCAGGACAGGGAAAGGCAUUCAAGGCAAUAUCUCGUCGGCACUCCGCCGAUCUCAUCUAUUAUCAUAGCAUCACAUUUGGAACCGCUACAAUUUGCAAACCUUCUUCCGCCGCUAUGGGCGGAGAGAGCAAGCGGAAGGAGAUCUAUAUUGCAUGGCUUCUACUCGCAGACACUGCAGAUGCUCUUCUUGUGUAG
Molecule: messenger RNA, 2054 nt
Organism: Lindgomyces ingoldianus
Lineage: Eukaryota; Fungi; Ascomycota; Dothideomycetes; Pleosporales; Lindgomycetaceae
Exons: 14
Coding region: 261-2054 (597 amino acids)
Molecular function (GO): acyltransferase activity, transferring groups other than amino-acyl groups
Source: RefSeq, a predicted model, not a curated record